CCAGGAACUCAUCUCCUUGUGCUUCGCGUCGAUCGAUUCUGAGAGACAGAGUGACCGUGUUGUAAAGGGCUUAUUCCAUCGAGCCUUGUUUUGUAGAAUUUGGUAUUCGACGAACUGCUUUUCGGGAGAGAGUCCUCCGAGCAGUGUUUUCCUGAAUUGGGCGGCGAGGGUUUAGUUUGUGAGAGGUUUUUGUGGUGUGAGUUCAUUAACAUCAUGGCUGAGGAAGGAACAUUGAUUCUUACCAGUAGCGCGAUCAGUAAUGGCGGACGAAUUCCGCGCAAGUAUACUCAAGUUGGCCAAGGAGCAGUGAAGGAUGUCUCGCCCCCGGUGGAAUGGUACAAUGUGCCGGAGGGGACAAAUUGCUUGGCACUCAUCAUGGAAGACCUCGGUUCUGUCGACCCUGCCGACUCCACCGCCAACCCGUUCGUGCACUGGGUAGUCGUCAACAUCCCUCCUACAAUGAAAGGGUUGCCAGAGGGUUUCACAACCAAGGAUGUAGACGACGAGCGCGACGAUGCCAGCCAAAUCCAGGAAGGUCCGAAUGAUUUCAAAGCAACGGGUUACCGUGGGCCGAUCCCGUCAGACACCGAACAUCGUUACGAGUUCCAUCUCUACGCGCUUGACUCCGCGCUCAAGGUUCCCAAGAAGCCAUCGCGAGACAGAGUCCUGGAUGCUAUGGAGGGUCACAUCCUUGCUGACGCAGUGUUGGUAGCCUCCUACGGCACGGAGGGUGCUCAUAUGGGACACAACAACUACAUGGCACCAGGGCAGCCACAUAUUGCCGGUCCAGGGCGCCCCGAAGCUCACAAAAAUAGCUACAACCCCAUGGGCCAGAUUCACGGAAGAUAGAUGAUAUGCCUCAGCCUCCCCGCCGCCGCGACAUGGAUUCAAAAACGCAUGUUUCAGGGUGCAGCUGUAGAACAGAAAACACAAACAGAUUCUACCACUGCUUCCUCUUGAUGCAUUCUGUGGCCCUUUCAUAGGUGAUUUCUAUUGUACAAACUCUCAGUAACAACUUUGCUUGCUCAUAACUUGGUGCAACCUCCUCA
This is a messenger RNA of Physcomitrium patens, 1049 nucleotides long. RefSeq lists its product as uncharacterized. Lineage: Eukaryota; Viridiplantae; Streptophyta; Bryopsida; Funariales; Funariaceae. The record is from RefSeq and is a predicted model, not a curated record.